GAUCCACCACCAGGCAUUACCUGUUUUCCCAAAGACGACGUUAUCACUGACUUAGAAGCAUACAUCCAAGGACCACCUGACUCGCCUUAUGAGGCAGGACUGUUCAAGCUAUCUAUUCAAAUACCCGAUCGCUAUCCAUUCCAACCUCCACAGAUAAAAUUCAUUACUACUAUCUACCACCCGAAUAUUGACGACACGGGCCGGAUAUGCGCCGAUAUAUUAAAAACAGGCGAAAAGGGGCAAUGGAAACCAGCUAUUAAUUUAGGAACAGCAUUAACAAGCCUCAGACAGUUAUUAGCCGCACCUAAUCCAGAUGAUCCUCUUGAUGCUGAUAUCGCCAAAGAGUACCAAUUGGAUUAUCCUACGUUUAAAAGAAAUGCCAUAGAAUACACAAAGAAGUUUGCGUCAAAAGAGGCUUUCGAUGUAAGUCUUAUGCAAUUUCUUGGGUUCAUUGAUUGA
Mucor mucedo is the source of this 459-nucleotide messenger RNA. Its product is annotated as ubiquitin-conjugating enzyme/RWD-like protein. Gene Ontology annotation, biological process: protein polyubiquitination; DNA damage response. Gene Ontology annotation, cellular component: nucleus. The record is from RefSeq and is a predicted model, not a curated record. The annotation marks the transcript as partial. Lineage: Eukaryota; Fungi; Mucoromycota; Mucoromycetes; Mucorales; Mucoraceae. Gene Ontology annotation, molecular function: ubiquitin conjugating enzyme activity. The transcript has 2 exons.